AUGCGUCUUGGGGGUAUGCGUUUACGAAUGCGUCUUGGGGGUAUGCGUUUACGCAUGCGUCUUGGGGGUAUGCGUUUACGAAUGCGUCUUGGGGGUAUGCGUUUACGAAUGCGUCUUGGGGGUAUGCGUUUACGAAUGCGUCUUGGGGGAGGGGGCGGCUCACUCGCCCGGAACUGUUUACAAGCGAUCAUAGUCACAAGUCACGGUUUACAGCAGACACCCUGCGUCGGCGUCGGCAGCGGAGGGAGGUGCGUCCACGAUAACGCAGAGUUGCCAGUCUCUGCCCCAAGACGACGCAGAGUUGCCAGUCUCUGCCCCCAAGACGACGCAGAGAUGCCAGUCUCAGCCCCAAGACGACGCAGAGUUGCGAGUCUCUGCCCCAAGACGACGCAGAGUUGCCAGUCUCUGCCCCAAGACGACGCAGAGUUGCCAGUCUCUGCCCCAAGACGACGCAGAGUUGCCAGUCUCUGCCCCCAAGACGACGCAGAGUUGCCAGUCUCUGCCCCCAAGACGACGCAGAGUUGCCAGUCUCUGCCCCCAAGACGACGCCGAGUUGCCAGUCUCUGCCCCCAAGACGACGCAGAGUUGCCAGUCUCAGCCCCAAGACGACGCAGAGUUGCCAGUCUCAGCCCCAAGACGACGCAGAGUUGCCAGUCUCUGCCCCAAGACGACGCAGAGUUGCCAGUCUCAGCCCCAAGACGACGCAGAGUUGCCAGUCUCUGCCCCCAAGACGACGCAGAGUUGCCAGUCUCUGCCCCCAAGACAGAGACGACGCAGAGUUGCCAGUCUCAGCCCCAAGACGACGCAGAGUUGCUAGUCUCAGCCCCAAGACGACGCAGAGUUGCCAGUCUCUGCCCCAAGACGACGCAGAGUUGCCAGUCUCAGCCCCAAGACGACGCAGAGUUGCCAGUCUCAGCCCCAAGACGACGCAGAGUUGCCAGUCUCUGCCCCAAGACGACGCAGAGUUGCCAGUCUCAGCCCCAAGACGACGCAGAGUUGCCAGUCUCUGCCCCAAGACGACGCAGAGUUGCCAGUCUCUGCCCCAAGACGACGCAGAGUUGCCAGUCUCAGCCCCAAGACGACGCAGAGUUGCCAGUCUCUGCCCCAAGACGACGCAGAGUUGCCAGUAUCUGCCCCAAGACGACGCAGAGUUGCCAGUCUCUGCCCCCAAGACGACGCAGAGUUGCCAGUCUCUGCCCCCAAGACGACGCAGAGUUGCCAGUCUCUGCCCCCAAGACGACGCAGAGUUGCCAGUCUCUGCCCCCAAGACGACGCAGAGUUGCCUGUCUCUGCCCCCAAGACGACGCAGAGUUGCCAGUCUCUGCCCCAAGACGACGCAGAGUUGCCAGUCUCAGCCCCAAGACGACGCAGAGUUGCCAGUCUCUGCCCCAAGACGACGCAGAGUUGCCAGUCUCUGCCCCAAGACGACGCAGAGUUGCCACUCCGCCAAGCAUCACGCGGCAACUCGUUAAGUAA
Molecule: messenger RNA, 1476 nt
Organism: Procambarus clarkii (red swamp crayfish)
Lineage: Eukaryota; Metazoa; Arthropoda; Malacostraca; Decapoda; Cambaridae
Source: RefSeq, a predicted model, not a curated record